This is a messenger RNA of Tympanuchus pallidicinctus (lesser prairie-chicken), 2581 nucleotides long. RefSeq names its product microtubule-actin cross-linking factor 1, isoforms 6/7-like. Gene Ontology annotation, cellular component: hemidesmosome; intermediate filament; cytoplasm. The record is from RefSeq and is a predicted model, not a curated record. Gene Ontology annotation, molecular function: microtubule binding; calcium ion binding; structural molecule activity. The transcript has 14 exons. Lineage: Eukaryota; Metazoa; Chordata; Aves; Galliformes; Phasianidae. Bases 1 to 2052 code for a protein of 683 amino acids. Gene Ontology annotation, biological process: hemidesmosome assembly; wound healing; intermediate filament cytoskeleton organization.
AUGGGGUGGGAUGGGUUUGGCUGUGAGCCCUGGGGCUGCCGCCAGCCCCCCCCAAGCUGCUCAGUGAGGGCUGCAGCCGCUCCCCGCAGGCAGCAGGCGCUGGAGCAGAACCUGCUGUUCUCGGGGCGGCUGUCGGACGCGCUGCAGGCGCUGCUGGACUGGCUGUACCGCAUGGAGCCGCAGCUCUGCGACGAGGCGCCCGUGGGGGGGGACAGGGAGCUGGUCAGCAACCUGAUGGACAAACACAAGGUGUUCCAGAAGGAGCUGGGGAAGCGCGCCAGCUGCAUGAAGAUGCUGAAGCGCUCCGUGCGCGAGCUGACGCGCAGCUGCAGCGGUGUGGAUGCGCAGUGGCUGCAGCAGCAGAUGGAGGAGCUGAGCGCGCGCUGGGAUGCGGUGUGCAGGAUGUCGGUGUGCAAGCAGGGCAGGCUGGAGGCGGCGCUGCGGCAGGCGGAGGAGUUCCACACUUUGGUGCAUUCCUUCCUGGGGCGCCUCUCAGAGUCGGAGAAAAGCCUCAAAUACGGCGUCUGCCCCGAGGAGGAGCGCGAUGUGCAGGAGGGCCAGCAGCAGCUGCAGGAGCUGCUGCAGUUGCUGCAGUGCCAGCAGUUGGAGCUGGAAUGCAUCACCUCUCUGGGGGAGGAGAUCCUGACCGCGUGCCACCCCGACUCCGUCAUCACCAUCAAAUCCUGGCUCACCGUGGCCAAAAGCCGCUUCCAGGAGGUGCAGAGCUGUUUGCAGCAGCAGGAGCAGCGGCUGCAGGCGCAGCGGAGCCGGCUGGAGGCAGAGCGGGAGGAGCUGCAGCGGCUGCAGCUGUGGGUGGCGGCGGCCGAGGAGGCGCUGAGCGAGCGGGACGGCGAGCCGCUGCCAGAGUGCAGCCAGCUGCUGCGGGAGCUCAGCAGGCAGCAUGCGGAGUUCAUGGAGGAGCUGAACCGCAAGCAGGACGACAUGGACAAGGCGACCAAAGGCUGCAGGGAGAAACUGAGCGCGGAGCUGAGCGCAGGCAGCGCGCGCAGGGGGGCUGCACGACGCCGCAGCAGCCCCAAAGGCGCCCUGCAGCCCGCAGUGCCGCUGGUUGCAGCAGAGCCGCCUCCUCCCGUGGUGUCGCAGCUCCUGCAGCGCUGGCAGCAGCUGUGGCUGUCGGCGUUGCAGCGGCAGUACCGGCUGGAGACGGCGAUGCAGCGCCUGCAGGAGCUGGAGGAGUUCUCCCACUUUGACUUCGGGCAGUGGAGGCAGCGCUUCCUGCAGUGGAUCGCGCAGAUGAAAUCCCGCGCCCUCGACGUCUUCCGCAGCAUCGACCGCGAUCAGGACGGGCGCAUCAGCCUCAGGGAGUUCAUGGACAGCCUGCUCAGCUCCAGGUUCCCCACCAACACGCUGGAGAUGACGGCGGUUGCGAACAUCUUCGACACCAACGGCGACGGCUUCAUCGAUUACUGCGAGUUCGUCAGCGCGCUGCACCCCAACCGCGACCCACAGCGCCGCGGCGCCGACGCUGAUCGCAUCCAGGCUGAGGUGAACAGGCAGGUGGCCCAAUGCAACUGUGCCAAGCGCUUCCAGGUGGAGCAGAUCAGCGCCAACCGAUACCGCUUCGGGGAAUCGCAGCAGCUGCGGAUGGUUCGCAUCCUGCGCAGCACCCUGAUGGUGCGCGUCGGGGGCGGUUGGAUCGCGCUGGAUGAAUUCCUGGUGAAGAACGAUCCGUGCCGAGUGAAGGGCCGGACCAACGUGAAGAUCAACGAGAAGUAUCUGAGCCCCGACGCCUUCGGGGCCGCCGCCAAAUGCUCGGGGAUCCAAUCGGCCCCCUCCUCCAAAGCGCUUUCCCCCAGCCGCUCCAAUUCCAGCCUCAGCCUCUACAGCAGCGCCUCGGCCCCCAGCAGCCCCCUGGCCAGGAAGUCGGUGCAACGAAGGACGCGUUCCGGUGACCGCUGCCCGCGCUCCCGCGGAUCGCUGCCGCCCGACGGCGCGGAGCUGCGCUUCUCCGCGGCCGAGGAGAGCCCCGACGCGGCCCCCCCGGAGCCGCCCGACGGGUCGCCCCCGGAGCGCCGCAGCCCGUGCCGCUGACCCCCGCCGCCCGCCUUCGGCCGCCCCCACUCAGGACCGUAACCCCGGCAGCCGCCCGUCCCGGAGCCGGAGAACGGUGACGCCGCGGGACCCUCCGGCGCCGCGCCGGUGCGACCCCCAAAGCGGGGGAGCCCCUCGGUGAGGGCCGCGCUGUUCGUCCGGAUCCGCCCGCGCGUGUGCGACCCCACGACCCCCCCUCCGCGGCAGCGGAGCUCCCCCGGAUCCCGGUGCCCCCAUCCCGGUGCCGCCGCAGCGCCGCGCUCCGCUGGGACCCCCAGGACACGUUGGGCUUCGGCCGAGGGCGGUUCCGUCCAUCCGCUGCCGGUGGGCGCUGGGUCCCCUCUCGGGCUCGGAGCCCCGGUUCUGGUGCUAUCCCCGACCCCUCGGCACUCAGCUGCCCACCCCCCCGGCCUGGGGGUCCCCGCAUGUUCACCGCUCCCCGCUAACCGGACAGCAGUAGAGCUGAAUGUAACCCCGGCGGGGCGCAGCCCCACAGUCACAAUAAAGAGUAGAGGUCUUUUUCUAUACG